Cheilinus undulatus (humphead wrasse) is the source of this 4641-nucleotide messenger RNA. RefSeq lists its product as uncharacterized. The record is from RefSeq and is a predicted model, not a curated record. The transcript has 13 exons. Gene Ontology annotation, molecular function: UDP-glycosyltransferase activity. Bases 230 to 3427 code for a protein of 1065 amino acids. Lineage: Eukaryota; Metazoa; Chordata; Actinopteri; Labriformes; Labridae.
CGUAAAAUGAGAGAUGUAAUGAGAGUGCAGUUGCCGUAUCUGAGUCUUGUUGUCAUUCGCGCUGUGCUAAGUUCGGACAUUAGCACGCGAAUCUUGUAAGCGAGCACCGUCACAGGGGAGAGCACAAGCUACAGGCUGAAUCAGGAAGGAAAGAUACGAGGACUUUGCUGGAGAGUAGCUUCUACAAAAGGUCAGGGUACAGUGAGCUCACCUCCAGACAACAGCCAUCAUGAAGCAGGGGAAGCAGCUCUUGAUUGCUGUCCUGCUGACACUUUGUGCCACAUGGAGUGCAAAUGGAGGAAACAUUUUGGUGUGGUACACUGAGGGCAGCCACUGGAUUAACAUGAAGCCUUUGCUGGAGACACUGAUCGACAGGGGACACAAGGUGACAGUUCUUGUGCCGAGCUCUUCAAUGUUCGUGAACAUCAGUGAGCCUUCACGCUUCAGCUAUGAACGGUUCAACGUCUCUGUUACAAAGGGGGAGAUGGAGAAGGUAAUGGAAGAGAUUGUUCAUUUUUUUAUAUAUGAAGCUGACCAUAUGAGUUACUGGCAGAUUUACAAGAGAUUCAUGGAGGUAAUAAAGAUCAACAUGGAGAACACUAAGAAGCUUUUAGAUGGAGUGUUGAAAUCAGACACCAUCAUGAUGAAGCUGAAGGAGGGAAAGUACGAUCUUCUCUUUUCUGACCCCGUCUUCCUAGGCAGUGACUUAGUAGCAGAUAUAUUAGGAGUCCCUCUGGUUUUGACUCUUCGUUUUUCUAUGGCCAAUAACUUGGAGAGACAAUGCGGUCAAAUACCAGCACCACCUUCAUUUGUCCCCGGCACUAUGAGCAAACUGACUGAUAAGAUGACCUUCAUGGAGAGAGUCUGGAACUUUCUCUUUUACCAAAUGCAGGACAUCAUGAUAGCAUAUUACGCGGGGCCAGAAGUGGAUAAAUAUUACUCAGACUACACAGGAAAACCCACCAGUGCCUGUGAGUUGAUAGGUAAAGCUGAUAUCUGGUUGAUGCGAACCUACUGGGAUUUUGAGUUCCCCCGGCCUUUCCUCCCAAACUUCAAAUUUGUUGGUGGAAUUCACUGCAGACCUGCUAAACCUUUGCCAAAGGAUAUGGAAGAUUUUGUGCAAAGCUCUGGAGACGCUGGCGUUGUGAUCUUCUCUUUGGGAUCAAUGAUCAAAAACAUGACAAGAGAAAAAGGAAACAUGGUAGCCGCUGGACUUGCUCAGAUCCCUCAAAAGGUGCUGUGGAGAUACAGUGGAGAAAAACCAGAAACUCUUGGUGCCAACACCAGAAUCUACAACUGGAUCCCUCAGAAUGAUCUUUUGGGUCACCCCAAGACCAGAGCUUUUAUCACCCAUGGUGGAGCAAAUGGGAUUUACGAGGCCAUCUACCACGGUGUUCCCAUGGUGGGCAUUCCCUUGUUGGUUGACCAGCCAGACAACAUGGUCCAUCUGAUGGCAAAGGGAGCUGCAGUUACCUUGGAAAUCAACUACAUGACAUCUGAAGAUCUUAGAGAUGCAGUCAAUACUGUCAUCAAUGAUAAAUCAUACAAAGAGAAUGCCAUGCGGCUGUCCAGAAUCCACCAUGACAGACCAAUGAGUCCUCGAGAUGAAGCUGUUUUCUGGAUUGAAAACACCAUGAGAAACAAAGGGGCCAAGCACCUCAGGGUGCAGAGCCAUGAGCUCACCUGGUAUCAGUAUCACUGUCUGGAUGUCCUGGCAUUUUUCCUCUCCAUUCUUCUGUUGUUGAUAUUUAUCUUUAUCAAGACCUGCAGAUUCUGCUUCAGGAGAUGCUGUGGGACAACAAGUACAACAAAGAGAAAGCUGGCCAUCAUGAAGCAAGGGAAGCAGCUCUUGAUUUCUGUCCUGCUGACACUAUGUGCCACAUGGAGUGCAAAUGGAGGAAACGUUUUGGUGUGGUACACUGAGGGCAGCCACUGGAUUAACAUGAAGCCUGUGCUGGAGACACUGAUCGACAGGGGACACAAGGUGACAGUGCUUGUGCCGAGCUCUUCAGUGUUCAUGAACAUCAGUGAGCCUUCACGCUUCAGCUAUGAACCGUUCAACGUCUCUGUUACAAAGGGGGAGAUGGAGAAGUUAAUGGAAGACAUUUUUCAGUUUUUUAUAAAUGAAGCUGACCAUGUGAGCUAUUGGCAGAUCUACAACAGAGUCAUGGAGAUAAUAAAGAUCAUCAGUGAUAAAACAAUGAAGCUUUUAGAUGGAGUGCUGAAAUCAGAAACCAUCAUGACAAAGCUGAAGGAGGGAAAAUAUGAUCUUCUCUUUUCUGACCCCAUAUACGCAGGCAGUGACUUAGUAGCAGAUAUAUUAGGAGUCCCCCUGGUUUUUACUCUUCGUUCUUCUAUGGCCAAUAACUGGGAGAGACAAUGCGGUCAGAUACCGGCACCACCUUCAUUUGUCCCCGGCAUGAUGAGUAAAAUGUCUGAUAAGAUGACCUUUAUGGAGAGAGUGUGGAACUUUCUCUUUUACCAAAUGCAGGACAUCGUGAUGGCAAACAACAUAUGGAAAAAAAUGGAUAAAUAUUACUCAGACUACAGAGGAAAACCCACCAGUGCCUGUGAGUUGUUAGGUAAAGCUGAUAUCUGGUUGAUGCGAACCUACUGGGAUUUUGAGUUCCCUCGACCUUUCCUCCCAAACUUCAAAUUUGUUGGUGGAAUUCAUUGCAGACCUGCUAAACCUUUGCCAAAGGACAUGGAGGAGUUUGUGCAAAGCUCUGGAGACGCUGGCGUUGUGGUCUUCACUUUGGGAUCAAUGGUCAAAAACAUGACAAGAGAAAAAGGAAAUAUGAUAGCCACUGGACUUGCUCAGAUCCCUCAAAAGGUGCUGUGGAGAUACAGUGGAGAAAAACCAGAAACUCUUGGUGCAAACACCAGACUCUACAACUGGAUCCCCCAGAAUGAUCUCUUGGGUCACCCCAAGACCAGAGCUUUCAUCACCCAUGGUGGAACAAAUGGGAUUUACGAGGCCAUCUACCAUGGUGUUCCCAUGGUGGGUAUUCCCUUGUUUGGUGACCAGCCAGACAACAUGGUCCAUAUGAUGGCUAAGGGAGCUGCAGUUACCAUGGAAAUCAACUUCAUGACGUCUGAAGAUCUUAGAGAUGCAGUCAAUACUGUCAUCAAUGAUAAAUCGUACAAAGAGAAUGCCAUGCGGCUGUCCAGAAUCCAUCAUGACAGACCAGUGAGUGCUCGAGAUGAAGCUGUUUUCUGGAUCGAGAGCACCAUGAGAAACAAAGGGGCCAAGCACCUCAGGGUGCAGAGUCACAAGCUCACCUGGUAUCAGUAUCACUGUCUGGACGUCCUGGCAUUUUUCCUCUCCAUUGAUCUGUUGCUGAUAUUUAUCUUCAUCAAGACCUGCAGAUUCUGCUUCAGGAGAUGCAGUGGGACAAAAAGUACAACAAAGAGAAAGGCUGAGUGACACAGUUUAAAUGAGGUCCAGGGGUUGUCUCGAACAUGUUUUGUGUCCAGAGAAAGACAACGUUCAUUGCUUUGGACUUCAAACAACUAACUGAGACAAGAACUUUGAGGAAGACUGUCUAAAAUGGGUCUAAGUAUCAGGUAUUGGUGUGAAAUGUGAUGCUUUUUGAAAGGAGCCAUCAUCAGCAUGACUGAGUUAAGAAGAAAUCUUUGCUGAACUACUGUACUGUUAGCCUCUAUGUGAACUAUAACCACAUAUUCAAUUUACAACAUAUGAAAGUCUUUUUGUUCUUUGCUUUGUCAGUAAUCAGUAAUUAAAUUCUUGUUUGCUACUAACUGCAUAUUCAGUGGCAAACACUAUAGAGCAGUUUGUCACUGAAAUCUGAAUGUUGAUUGCUGUUUUAAAAAUAAAAAGCACACAACAUGGGAAGAUGGAACAUUGCACAAUAUUAGAUUUUUUUAUGCUUUAAUUUACAAACUCAUUUCAGCCAAUACAAAUAUGUUCACCAUAUUUAUUGUGAAGACCAUUAAGUCACUGCCGUGCUAGAAUUUAAUUGUUACUCUUAUUUGUCACAGUAUUGUUUUAAAACAGACAUAAACAAAACAAACAUUCUUUUCUUUUCUCUGCGUUAAACUGCAUAAACUUAAUGCUUCAUCUUGCAGAUAUUGUAGAUGUGAUGUCAUUGUGGGCAGAAUCACUGCAAUUCCACUCGCUGAGUGGCAUAAAGCACAUACUGAGACAGGAAGCUUGCAAAAUAAGCUGAAAAUAACAGACUUCACAGUAAUCAUUUCCUGAGAAUGUUCUUUGCAGACAGUAUAGAUUCUCUGUUCUCAUAUUUUGAAUGAAAGGUACUGAACCACAAUGAAAAUCAUGGGGCUAAGCUGCAGUUACGGUAACUAUCACUUCCUGUAUGUAUCAUAUCACAGAGCUACAUGCAUUCUGCUAAGUAUGAAUAUAAUAUGAUUCUAACGCUUUCUCUUUCCUCUUUUCUAUUUACCUCAAACAGAAAUCAAGAGCAUUCAUCUAUAAGAUGACCCAUUAUGUUAUCGCCCUACAUUCUGCCAAUAAAAAUAAUUAACUUUUAAAGUUAUUCUAUGAGAAACAAACGUGUUGAUAAAAUCAUGAACUCUUAGCUGUAUUUGCAUAAAUUAAUAUUAAUUUCCAUACCAUCAGAACAAAUCUGAGAGCUUGACUGAAAUGAAUAUUGCAGUAAA